Molecule: messenger RNA, 648 nt
Organism: Diaporthe amygdali
Lineage: Eukaryota; Fungi; Ascomycota; Sordariomycetes; Diaporthales; Diaporthaceae
Exons: 3
Coding region: 1-648 (215 amino acids)
Source: RefSeq, a predicted model, not a curated record
AUGUUCGCCACAGGGAGAGCGCAAGCUCGAGAUAAGCUCGGUUUCAAGGCGCAUGCGGCCAAGUGGACGCUUCUGCACGCAAUGGAGGAUCGAUGGGACACUACCGCAAGGUGUAGUUGCGGUGCUUGCGUGCGUGUGGGCUCGCCACGCCGGGGGCUAGACAAGCGUCAGGGCAGCACCGAGAUCUCUCGGAUCUGGCGCGCGCGCGAUCCUGAGCUGGAAAUCUUCGACCUGUCGCUGUCAGCUGGGUGUGCCGACGGGAUUGUCUCGGAGGUCGAGGCAACGGGUCCUCCAGGGCAGUCCGACUGGGCCUUGUGUAUGCGACGAGUGUCGCUUUGCUUGGAGAAUCUGCGUGAAUUUGUCGCGAUUGUGUCGUUGUCGAGCGAGAGCAGACUGCCUGGAUUCCUGCCACCGCUAAGCUUCUAUGGAAAAUACAGGAUGCAUUUCGCCGGCCAUGGGCUACGACCAAGUCAUUGUGUCAAUUCACGGGCACGGGCGAUCACCCAGCCCUACGACGUUCUGUGUGCCGUGCUUGGCGCAGGUUGCAUGAGCACAUAUCGAUGUGCCUUCAUGCGCAGAGAUGCCGCAAGCACAUUUUGCGACGCGUUUUUGGGGCGGAACUGGCUCUUUGGCGAUGUCUAUAAGUAA